Messenger RNA from Andrographis paniculata, 821 nucleotides. RefSeq lists its product as uncharacterized. Lineage: Eukaryota; Viridiplantae; Streptophyta; Magnoliopsida; Lamiales; Acanthaceae. The transcript has 2 exons. The record is from RefSeq and is a predicted model, not a curated record. Bases 111 to 551 code for a protein of 146 amino acids.
CCUCGCCUUUGCCGCGUCAAUGGAAGCCUUCAAAAAGCUUCUCUUUCCCCCAGUUCGUGCUCCGACUCUCAUCAAUCCCAAGGGAACGGCGGGCGGCGGGCGGGGGAAUAAUGCUGGGGAAAGUGAGGGCAUCGUCGAUGAGCUCGCUGGAACAGCUGGAGAUGGAAAGGCCGCCCUCCAAGGCCGUCAAGCACGAUACCCUCUCCAUCUACGAAUCCACCCUUCUCAAACUUAAACAAGGUUCUCGUUGUAACCAAGAAGACCCCGCCGCGAUGGACACAUGCGCCAUCACCGGCUCUCCUGAGACUGUUAUGCUGAGUAAUGCCAGCUGCAGCUCAGCUGAUUCAUGCACAACUCCUAGUCCUAGUUUUCAAUCUACGGAAUCUUCUAAAGAGUCGCAGAGUCAGAACAAGUCUAUCUUGUAUUUUUUUACAAAAUACAACAACUCAAAGGAAGUGCCGAAGAUCUCAAGUGGAAAUGAGGCAAUGGCUGUCGAGGUUCUAGAUUAUUACCCUUCUUCAUGCAGCACUUCAACUGCAUCCAGCGGUUGAAUCCUGCAUUACUUCUAGGGUCAAGAAAUCUAUUUGAAGGAGGCUAAAAGUGUUUCACUUUGACAGCCCACACUUCAGAUUGCUGGGAUAUGUUGUAAACCACUAGUCUUGUACGAUGUAUUAUUCUAUAUUUGGUAGUUUUCGAUAUUUUUUUCACGAUUGCUGUGCUGGGGUGUUGUGUACUGCCCAUACAGUUUGUAAUUGAUCUGAUUGUGCAAAAGCAAUGGGAUUCAAAACAAUGAGAUAUUAAUCCAACAAGAACUUAGAUAA